AUGCCUUCAACUCUCACCUACACCAUUCUCCUCCUGGUCUUCCUGCUGUCCAAGACCUCCUCCUCUUCUUCUCCUCCCUCUUCACCUUUCCUUUCUUUCUCACCACCAGAAGGAGGGCUCACGCAUUUGGUGGUUCACAAUAAGUCAGGUGAGAUUUACCUGGGUGCUGUCAACUGGAUCUACAAGUUGUCGAGCAAUCUCACCAAGCUACGAAGCCAUGUUACUGGUCCUGUGACAGAUAAUCCUCGUUGUUACCCUCCGCCCGGCGUCCAGUCGUGCCCUCAUGAGCUAGUGCAGACUCCCAAUAUCAAUAAACUUUUGCUGCUUGAUGAUGCCCAUAACCGUUUAAUUGCCUGCGGAAGUACUUUCCAGGGAAUUUGUCAGUUCCUUCGUCUGGAUGAUUUGUUCAAACUCGGUGAGCCCCAUCACCGUAAGGAGCACUAUCUGUCCAGUGUUGCUGAGUCAUGUACCAUGUCUGGGGUAGUGAUCCCCCCAGAUGCUUUCGGCGGGGGAGGGAAGCUUUUCCUCGGCACCCCCAUUGAUGGAAAGUCGGAGUACUUUCCAACUUUGUCGAGCCGUAAAUUAACAUCCAACGAGGAGAAUGCCGACAUGUUCAGCUUUGUCUACCAGGAUGAAUUUGUAUCCUCGCAGCUGAAGAUUCCAUCAGACACGCUAUCCAAAUUCCCAGCGUUUGACAUCUACUACAUUUACGGCUUUAACAGUGAGCAGUUUGUCUAUUAUCUAACUUUACAGCUCGAUACCAAACUCACUUCACCCGAUGCGGGCAGUGAGCAGUUUUUCACCUCGAAGAUUGUACGGCUUUGUGUGGACGAUCCCAAAUUCUACUCCUACAUUGAGUUCCCUAUUGGCUGCACCAAGGAUGGAGUGGAGUAUCGCUUGAUCCAGGAUGCUUAUUUGGCUCGACCGGGGUCCCGUUUGGCUCAAUCGCUUGGUAUUCAAGAGCAUGAAGAAGUUCUUUUUGCUAUAUUUGCCCAAGGCCAGAAGAACAGAGCCAAGCCACCCAAGGAGACUGCUUUGUGUCUGUUCACAAUGAGACAGAUAAAAGAGAAGAUUAAAAUGAGGAUUCAGUCGUGCUACAGUGGAAUUGGGAUACUCUCCCUGCCUUGGUUGCUCAACAAGGAGCUGUCCUGCAUCAACUCGCCUUUGCAGAUUGACGAUAAUUUCUGCGGACUUGACUUCAACCAGCCUCUGGGGGAUACCACUACCAUCGAGGGGGUGCCGCUAUAUGUGGAUAAGGAUGAUGGCAUGACCUCAGUGGCGGCUUAUGACUACCGCGGAAACACCGUGUCGUUCAUGGGCACUCGUAGCGGGCAUUUGAAAAAGAUCCUUGUCAACUCUGUUACCCAGCCUCCUUUGCUGUAUGAAAACGUCCUUGUGAACAACGGCAGUCCUAUCCUGAAAGAUUUGCUCUUCAGCCCAGAUCACCAAUACUUGUACACUCUCACUGAUCAACAGGUUACACGAGUACCAGUGGAAAGCUGUGAGCAGUACACAUCCUGCAGUGCUUGUCUGGGAUCAGGGGACCCACACUGUGGCUGGUGUGUGCUUCACAACAUAUGUUCAAGAAAGGAUCACUGCGAGCGUGCGGAGGAACCUCAGCGUUUCACCACUAGAGUGGAUCAGUGCGUUCGACUCUCUGUCCAACCUGACACCGUCUCGGUCACCAUGUCAGAAGUGCAGUUAUCUCUUCAGACCCAGAAUGUGCCCAGUCUGUCUGCUGGAGUAAACUGCUCUUUUGGAGACUACGUCGAAACAGAAGGACGCAUCUAUAGUGGUCGGAUCUUUUGCUUGUCCCCCUCAGCAAAAGAGGUGGCUCCCAUCACGCAAAACCAAGGUGACCGCCGUGUAAUAAAACUGUAUCUGAGGUCAAAGGAGACUGGGAAGACAUUUGCCAACGUUGACUUUGUCUUCUACAACUGCAGUGUCCACCGAUCGUGUCUUUCCUGCGUGGAUGGAAAAUUCCCUUGUCACUGGUGCAAAUAUCGCCACAUGUGCACGCAGGAUGCCAGUGACUGCUCCUUCCAGGAGGGACGUGUCAACACUUCACAGGAGUGUCCUCAAAUCCUGCCCUCCACUCAGAUCUAUAUCCCUGCUGGAGUUAUGAGGCCAAUCACGCUCCUGGCACAGAACCUGCCCCAGCCACAGUCUGGACAGAGGAACUACGAGUGUAUUUUUCACAUUCAAGGCAACACGCUCAGUGUCCCGGCCCUGAGGUUCAACAGCACAAGCAUCCAGUGUCAGAAGAGCACAUAUGACUACGAGGGCAGUGACAUCAGUGACCUCCCAGUUGAACUUUCCGUGCUGUGGAAUGGAAAUUUUGUCAUCGACAAUCCCUUCAACAUCCAAGCUCACCUGUAUAAGUGCAGGGCACUACGUGACAGCUGUGGCAUGUGUCUGAAGGCAGACCCACGGUUCGAGUGUGGGUGGUGUGUCCUGGACAAGAAGUGCUCCCUCAGGCAGGAAUGUACUAUUGGUGGGAGUUCCCACCUACCGCUUCAGUUGACUGACGGGGGAGGCUGGAUGCAUGCUGCUUCUGGAAACAGUAGAUGUAUCCACCCCAAAAUCACAAAGUUGUUUCCAGACACAGGACCCCGCCAAGGGGGAACGCGGGUCACCAUCUUGGGAGAAAACCUGGGUUUGCACUUCAGAGACAUCAAGACGGGCGUCAGGUUAGGCAAGGUGCCCUGUGUCCCCAUCGAGACAGAGUACCUGAGUGCCGAAAGAAUAGUGUGUCUGCUGAAUGAUGCUACAGGAUACAGAGUACAAGAAGCUCAGGUGGAGGUGUGUGUGAGAGACUGCAUUAAUGACUACAGGGCCCUCUCCCCCAGGCCAUUCACUUUUGUGACGCCAUUUUUCACUGGCAUCCAGCCUUCUCAGGGUCCAAUUUCUGGGGGCACCCGUGUCACUAUAGAGGGAAGCUACCUCAAUGCAGGCAGUUCUGUGUCUGUCAGCAUUGGUCCGCAACCCUGCCAUUUUAAAAAGAGGAAUGCCCAUGAGAUAGUGUGCAUAACGCCAGCUGGCCUGUUUCCAGGAAGUACACCUGUCUUGGUGGACAUAGAUGCCGCCGAGCUCAGAAACCCGGAGGUCAAGUUUAAUUAUACUGAAGACCCCACUGUGCUGAGGAUUGAACCGGACUGGAGCAUUGCCAGUGGUGGAACUCUACUGACAGUGACUGGGACUAACCUGGCAACCAUCAAGGAGCCAAAGAUCAGGGCCAAAUAUGGGCAGGCAGAGUCUUUCCACAACUGUACAGUAUACAACAACUCAAUCAUGGUCUGCCUCGCUCCAUCUGUGGCAGACUCCGAGCUGGGCUUUUCUGAAACCGGCACUGGUCCUGAUGAGAUCGGGUUUUACAUGGACAAUGUGAACUCUUUGCUGGUGGUCAAUGAGACAUUCAGCUACUACCCCGAUCCUGUCUUUGAACCGCUGAGCUCAUCGGGGAUAAUGGAGCUCAAACCCACAUCUCCAUUGAUACUUAAGGGUCGUAACCUGAUCCCAGCAGCCCCAGGCAAUAGUCGUCUGAAUUACACGGUGUUCAUCGGUGAAACUCCAUGCGUCCUCACUCUGUCUGAGAGCCAAUUGCUGUGCGAGUGGCCCAACCUCACAGGACAACACAAAGUCACGAUCCGAGCCGGCGGGUUCGAGUACUCCCCGGGUACUCUUCACAUAUACUCGGAUAGCUUGUUGACACUGCCUGCCAUUAUCGGAAUCGGCGGUGGCGGCGGGAUGCUCUUAUUGGUCAUCAUUGCUGUGCUAAUAGCUUAUAAGAGAAAAUCCAGAGAUGCUGACCGCACCCUUAAACGUCUUCAACUACAGAUGGACAACUUGGAGUCUAGAGUGGCAUUGGAAUGUAAAGAAGCUUUUGCUGAACUUCAGACAGACAUCCAUGAGCUAACACAAGAAUUAGAUGGCGCCGGAAUUCCCUUCUUGGACUAUCGGACGUAUGCCAUGAGGGUGUUGUUCCCGGGCAUUGAGGACCAUCCUGUACUCAAGGAGAUGGAGGUACGGGUCCAGGCAAAUGUAGAAAAGGCUCUGACUUUAUUUGGCCAACUGCUGACAAAGAAACACUUCCUACUGACAUUCAUUAGAACGCUCGAAGCACAAAGGUCAUUUUCAAUGCGGGACCGAGGGAAUGUGGCAUCUCUUAUCAUGACAGCCCUGCAGGGGGAGAUGGAGUACGCCACGGGAGUCUUGAAGCAGCUUUUGUCUGAUCUGAUUGACAGAAACCUGGAGAACAAAAACCAUCCCAAGUUGCUUCUCAGGAGAACGGAAUCUGUUGCUGAGAAAAUGCUGACCAACUGGUUUACAUUCCUUUUGUAUAAGUUCCUCAAGGAGUGUGCAGGGGAGCCUCUUUUCAUGCUUCACUGUGCCAUCAAGCAGCAGAUGGAGAAAGGACCAAUAGAUGCCAUCACAGGAGAGGCUCGCUAUUCUCUUAGUGAGGACAAGCUCAUCAGGCAACAGAUUGACUACAAAACGCUGACAUUGCACUGUGUGAACCCAGAGAACGAGAACGCCUCUGAGGUGACCGUUAAGUGUCUAAAUUGUGACACCGUCACUCAGGUUAAAGAGAAGCUGCUAGAUGCUGUCUAUAAAGGCAGUCCCUAUUCUCUCAGGCCUAAAGCUUCGGACAUGGACUUAGAAUGGCGUCAAGGUCGAAUGGCCCGAAUUAUUCUGCAGGAUGAAGACAUCACAACAAAAAUAGAUAAUGACUGGAAAAGACUCAACAGUCUGGCUCACUAUCAGGUUACAGAUGGCUCAGUGAUCGCACUGGUGCCAAAGCAGAACUCAGCCUAUAACAUCUCUAACUCAUCCACCUUCACCAAGAGCCUCAGCAGAUACGAGAGCAUGCUGAGAACAGCAAGUAGUCCAGACAGCCUUCGAUCACGAACACCCAUGAUCACCCCUGACCUGGAAAGUGGAACUAAAUUGUGGCAUCUGGUGAAGAACCACGACCAUUCGGACCAGAGGGAGGGCGACCGGGGCAGUAAGAUGGUGUCCGAGAUCUACCUGACCAGGCUCUUAGCUACAAAAGGCACAUUACAGAAGUUUGUGGAUGAUCUCUUUGAGACCAUAUUCAGCACAGCCCACAGAGGGAGCGCCUUGCCGCUGGCCAUUAAGUACAUGUUUGACUUCCUUGACGAGCAGGCGGACAAACACAACAUCACAGACUAUGAUGUCCGACAUACCUGGAAAAGCAACUGCCUUCCUCUACGUUUCUGGGUGAAUGUGAUCAAGAAUCCUCAAUUUGUAUUCGACAUCCAAAAGAACAGCAUCACAGAUGCUUGUCUGUCCGUAGUCGCCCAGACCUUCAUGGAUUCCUGUUCGACAUCUGAACACAAACUGGGGAAAGAUUCACCGUCUAACAAGCUUCUCUAUGCUAAAGACAUCCCAAACUACAAGAAUUGGGUGGAGAGAUAUUACGCCGAUAUCUCCCGUAUGCCAGCUAUCAGCGAUCAGGACAUGAGUGCCUACCUAGCAGAGCAGUCCCGCCUGCACCUCAGCCAGUUCAACAGCAUGUCUGCACUACAUGAGAUCUACACUUACAUCAUCAAAUACAAAGACGAGAUCCUAUCAGCGUUACAAAAAGAUGAGCAGUCCCGAAGACAGAGGCUACGUGGCAAGUUGGAGCAGGUCAUUGAUACCAUGUCUUUGGCUAGCUGA
Nerophis lumbriciformis (worm pipefish) is the source of this 5682-nucleotide messenger RNA. The record is from RefSeq and is a predicted model, not a curated record. Lineage: Eukaryota; Metazoa; Chordata; Actinopteri; Syngnathiformes; Syngnathidae.